This is a messenger RNA of Lachancea meyersii CBS 8951, 906 nucleotides long. The record is from the annotation of a GenBank genome assembly. NCBI's taxonomy places the organism in Eukaryota, Fungi, Ascomycota, Saccharomycetes, Saccharomycetales, Saccharomycetaceae.
AUGCUUGCAAGGACUCGUUUUGCCGUGGUCUUGAGAAGAACAGGCCAGUUCCAAAGGACUGCGAGCAGAGCGCUGUCAGGCUCACCAUGUUUAUACAAUCUGCCCACCGAUAAGAAUGCUCAGCAGCCAACCUCCAGCGAGGGAGAAACUCCAAAACGUAAGCCUCUGAGUAGAAUCGCCAUUGGUGGCACGACGAAUCAUUCCCAGCGGAACAGUGGUGGCUCCAUCGAGUUUGCAACGUGGAAAAUGGCCGCUUUACUGCUCACACUGGGCGGGACCCUGUACUACUUCUUUGCCAAAGAGAAAAGAAGACUGGAAAUUGAAAAGGAGGCCGAGGCUAAUAGGGGUUACGGAAAGCCCCUCGUCGGUGGACCUUUCAAAUUGGUGGACUUCAACGGCAACGAAUUCACCGAAGAGAACCUCAAGGGCAAGUUUUCAAUCAUCUACUUUGGAUUCUCGCAUUGUCCAGACAUCUGCCCCGACGAGCUCGACAAGCUCAGCGUGUGGCUGGAUAAGCUAAAACAGAAGGGUAUAGAGCUGCAGCCUAUUUUCAUCACUUGCGACCCUGCAAGAGACCCCCCACAUGUGCUUAAGGAGUAUUUGAGCGAGUUCCAUUCUGAUCUGAUUGGCCUCACCGGCGACUACAACGCUGUUAAACACGCGUGCAAACAGUACCGCGUGUAUUUCUCCACUCCACCAUCGCUGAAGCCAGGCCAAGAUUAUUUGGUCGACCACUCCAUUUUUUUCUACCUGAUGGACCCAGAAGGUCAAUUCAUUGACGCUCUCGGAAGACAAUAUGACGAGAAAACUGGUGUGGAAAAGAUUCAAGAGCAUGUUAAAGCGUUUGUGCCCAAGGAACAGCGUGAAAAACGGAAGCACAAAUGGUAUUCUUUUCUUUUCAACUAG